Messenger RNA from Eucalyptus grandis, 1599 nucleotides. RefSeq names its product L-type lectin-domain containing receptor kinase IX.2-like. Gene Ontology annotation, biological process: protein phosphorylation. Gene Ontology annotation, molecular function: ATP binding; protein kinase activity. Bases 1 to 1599 code for a protein of 532 amino acids. The record is from RefSeq and is a predicted model, not a curated record. Lineage: Eukaryota; Viridiplantae; Streptophyta; Magnoliopsida; Myrtales; Myrtaceae. Gene Ontology annotation, cellular component: plasma membrane. The transcript has a single exon.
AUGUUCCUAUAUGGCUUUGCGACCCGCCAUCGCUUAGUCCUUCGGGUGAGUGCUUCUGACCGACCUUCUUACAUCAGCCCAAGCCAGCCGAAUGGAAGCCUCAACGGCAUCAGCCCCCGAGCUACGUACUCCAGCAAAGUGCUUUUUUGGGACGAGGCGACGAGGGAUGUGGUGGAUUGUGUUACCCAGUACAAGGCCAGCACCGACUCUCAACAGGGAAACCCUUUCGGCAACAAACUCGCUCCACUUGCUGAUCUUCAAUUCGAGAUACUUUUAGUUUUCACUGUAUGCGAGUUCUUCGGGCAUUGCUUUGUCCUCAUUUUUGGGAUACGCUGUACCGACAUUCAACCGAAGGAAUGUUCACUAAUAUAUGAUGCGACCUUCCUUCGCCCUUCACGGGGCCAUCAAGCUCGUCCCAACAGCGAUUGUGUUGCAGUCAACCUUAACCGUCACAAGAAUGCGUGGGGUGUGGACGUUCCAAUUGUCGGUAUACAUUCGAACGACCUCAGCUUCAGGGCCAAUGUCCAAACGGCGAUCGAGAAAGUCAUGAAGGACGGGUCGUCUUCUAAUAUAUCCUAUGACCCGCAUACGAAAUGUUUGAGUGUGGUCUGGAGGGAUGCUGAUGGGAAUUCCAGUAACGAAAUCUGUCGUCACUACUGCGCACACAGCUCAAGGGCAUAUAUGCCAGAGAUGGUGGGUGUUUGUGUCAUAGCUCCCCCUGAAUCUGCACUUGAGUAUCGCUUCGCGCACAUAUGGGAAUUAAGGUCCGGUUCACAGCUCCAGGUGGAAAAGGCUACUGACUCUUGGUUGAGGUGGCUGCUCAUUGUCAUGGGCGGUGUCGUUGUAUUGUUGGCGAUCAUUGUUGCUUGGGUAAAUUAUAGGUCGAAAGUCUCCAGUCCAGAGACAGAGAGAGGUGGAGAAGAAGGCAACCUUAGCGCGAAUUUAACCAAAGAGUUCGAAAAGUUCAGUGGAAUUAAGAAGUUCUCCCGUGAAGAGUUGAUGAUCAUGACCGAUUCUUUUGCACCUGACAGGAUUAUGGGAGAAGGAGGUUUUGGGAUUGUGUACAAAGGGCACAUAGGAGGCGCUCGCACACCGGUCGCUGUAAAGAAAUUAAAAUCUAGCUCACGCCAAGGGAUAAAGGAGUAUAUAUCAGAGGGGAAGUCAUUAAGCCAACUUAGGCACAAAAACUUGGUGCAACUCAUAGGCUAUUGUCACGAGGCAAGUGAAUUCUUCCUAGUUUACGAAUUUAUGAGAGAAGGUAGCUUGGAGGAUCGUCUGUUUAAAGAAAGAUCCUUGUUGACAUGGGAAAGGAGGUACAACAUUGCUCUAGGAUUAGCCUCGGCAAUGCACUACCUGCACAAACAAUGUAAUCAAUGUGUGAUCCACAGGGAUAUCAAAUCCAGCAACGUCAUGCUCGAUGAAAGGUUCGAGGCGAAAUUGGGAGAUUUCGGCAUGGCUAGACUGGUCGACCACACCAGAGGGCUAAACACAACCAGAGCGGGGGGAACCCCGGGUUACCUGGCUCCGGAAUGCUAUAAUGGCGACACGGCGAGCAAGGAAUCCGAUGUCUCAGUUUUGGAGUCGUUCUUUUGGAAAUAG